Chenopodium quinoa (quinoa) is the source of this 762-nucleotide messenger RNA. RefSeq lists its product as uncharacterized. The record is from RefSeq and is a predicted model, not a curated record. The transcript is spliced from 2 exons. Bases 129 to 497 code for a protein of 122 amino acids. Lineage: Eukaryota; Viridiplantae; Streptophyta; Magnoliopsida; Caryophyllales; Amaranthaceae.
AGUGAUUGGAGCAAUGAUAUUUGUAUAAAUAGAACAAAAAAUAUUGGGAUACUCACAAAAACUUUUGCCAGUAACGAAUUACAUACCAAAGUACACACGAAAGUUUAUUGGGUCUAAUUGAAAGAAAAAUGGGGAGGAAGCACAUCCAAUUAGCUUCAUUUUUCUUCCUUGCCACAGUGAUGGUGCAAAUGCUAUAUGUGAGCGCACAAUGUCCGGGUGCUCAAUGCAGUCCUACUACAGCUUGUUGUGAAGAAUUUGCAUGUGUUAACAACGUGUGCACAGAUUGUGAGGAUCACGCAGGGCAUUCUUGUGAUGACCGCGAAUGUUGUCCUGAACUUUCAUGUCUUCCAAACCCGAAUUCUCCUCCUACCAACAUUUGUGUUAAUUGUGAGGAGCAUCCUGGACACCCAUGUACCCCCGGCGUACGUGAGUGUUGUCCGAAUACAUCAUUGAUGUGUGUUAGUAUUGGGUCAGAUAAGUACGAAUGUCAAUUAUAAUUUGGAUUGUUUUCCAGAGUUACACAUCGAUCAUGCAUCUUCUGGCUUCUCGAUGCACUACAAUGAUAUUUACACAUAUAGGUGUGAUAUCAAAGUGUGUUACUUAUGGUUUUUAUAAUGUUCUUGUUUGUUGCUGGGUCGGUUAACUUCGUUACCCUUUUAUUUCCUUUGAUAACAUGUACGUAUCUUGGUUCUAUCCUAUCUACCGGACCUGAGACAUUUUUAUGAAUGAUCCAACUUGUAAUGAAAAUAAUAAUGGACUUUC